Molecule: messenger RNA, 2593 nt
Organism: Hemibagrus wyckioides
Lineage: Eukaryota; Metazoa; Chordata; Actinopteri; Siluriformes; Bagridae
Product: sialic acid-binding Ig-like lectin 13
Exons: 8
Coding region: 102-1601 (499 amino acids)
Source: RefSeq, a predicted model, not a curated record
GGGGUGGGGGGUGGUAUAAGGUCAUUCAUCAUGUUGGGUGUAACCGAUUGCACUUCAGUUGGACACUUAAAACACUACGGUGAUCUUUCCUGAAGACAGAGAUGAAAUCAGGACUGAAACUCACCAUCGUUUCUUUUCUGUUUCAAGCUGUGUUGUGUAGAGAAUUCUCCAUCACUCUACCAGAGAGUGUAGAAGCUCUGAGAGGACUCUGUGUUCUCAUACCCUGCAGAUUUCAGAUUGAAGAACAAUACGAACACCUCCAGAGAGAUCCUACAGGAAUCUGGUUAUUAAACGGCACUGAUGUUAACAGUAAUAAAGUCUUUAACUCUAAAGUAACUACAGAGAACAAGAUUGAAGGUGAAAUUAUAGGAGAUCUCCUCAUGAAGAACUGCACCACCAUCUUCUACAACAUCAGAAAGAGAGACAGAGGAAAAUAUUACUUUAGAAUAGAGUAUGAAGGUCUAAAAUACAAUUAUAGACCACCAGUAUCUCUAAGAGUGCGAGACUCUCCAAUCAGACCCUCAAUAACACUGUAUAAGGAGGAUCAGGGGGAGGUGGAGGACCAGAAUGAGGUGGUGGAGGGAACUUCAGUGAGUCUCAUUUGCUCUGCUCCAUCUGCUCCAUGUCUCUUAAAUCCUCCCACUUUUACAUGGAACUUCCUGCCUGAGGAGAGAAGACAGGAGCAGAACCACAACACCAGCUUCAGCUCCUCUCAGCUGAACUUCAACGCUACUCACCUGCAUCAUGGACUCACUUUCACCUGCACCACCACCUACCAGCUCCAGAACCAGAACAAAUCAGCACGGAGCUCUCGUACUCUACAUGUUCUGUACGCGCCUCUGGUCUCUCUUAGCUGUAACAACACUCUGGAUUUCUUCAACUGUUCCUGUGAGGGUCAUGGAAAUCCAUCACCUAAACUAGAGUGGUGGCUCUCAGGUCAAGCCGUCCAACCCUCUGAGAUAAUAUCCACCUUCAACGGGUCACAAAACAACACGAUCUUAAGAAGCUUUAUCUCCAUCCAACAAGCAUUUAAUGAAACACACAUUCUACAGUGUAUUGGUUCCAAUAAGCUGGGCAAAACCUCUCACCUCUUCUCAGUUAUGAAAGUGACCCAGUGUUCUGCUGAUAGAGUUUUAGGUUCAGGUGUGGAUGUUCCCUCAGUGCUGACUGGUGCUGCUGUUGGAGCUUCAGUAAUGAUGUUGCUGUGUGGUUUAUUCCUGUGUGUGAGGAAGAAACAAAUCAAACCUCCUACUGGACAAGAAGAUACAUCAGGAAAUGUGUUAAAUGAUAGGGUAGUUUGUCAGGAGGAAGAUGAAGAUUCUGUUUAUGCGAACAGAACAGAUUUAUCAGAGUCACUUCAUUACUCCACUGUGGUGUUUGCAAACGGAGCAGACUGUGAAAUCAGAGGAGUUUCCAAGCUCACUGCUGAAUACGCAACAAUCCACCACAGCGCCAAGCAACAAACUGAGGAAGAAGCUACAGGAACAGCCAUUAAAGAAGUCCAGGAAGAAAAUGUAUCAAAGUCAAACAGUGCUAAAAUAGAGGAGGAGGAGGUAACUUACGGAAACAUCACACGUCAACCAACGAUGAAGCAAACUUAGUUCGAGGUUAAUGAUGAUGAGGCUAAAGAAAGAGAUAAAGAGCAAUACAAACACUCAGAGGAAGGUCAAAGUCUUUAUGCAGAAGUUAAACCCAAUAAACAUGAAAAGAAAACAUGAAAAUAAUCUAUAAAAUUCUCGGUUUAACAUAUGGUGUUUAAAAAUCAUAUGCUCCACCUUUCCCCAAGGCUAUUAGCUAGAUGGGUCUUUCUGGAAGACAUUUAAACCUCGUCAGCUUACCGUCCAGGAUUUGCUACCUUUUCUAUCUUUGCAAACUGUGAACUCUGACUUGAUGGUGGUUUUCUUCUGUGUACAAUUCUCUGCUUGUUAUAGACUUGUUUAAGCCUAGCCCUUCAUGUUUGCUUUGUCCGUAUACACCGAUCAGGCAAAACAUUAUGACCACUGAGAGGUGAAGUGGAUAAGACUGAGUAUCUCCUCAUCAUGGCCCCUGUUAGUGGGUGGGAUAUAUUAGGCAGCAAGUGAACAUUGUGUCCUCAAAGUUGAUGUUAGAAGCAGGAAAAAUGGACAAGCGUAAGGAUUUGAGUGAGUUUGACCAAAAGGACCAAAUUGUGAUGGUUAGACCACUGGAUCAGAGCAUCUCCAAAACUGCAGCUCUUGUGGGGUGUUCCUGGUCUGCAGUGGUCAGUAUCUAUCAAAAGUAUACUUUAAAUCCGGUAAGUUGCAAGGUGGGGCCCAUGGAGGCACCAUCUCACAACUUAGAAGACACUAGAAGGAUCUAGUGGAGUCCAUCUCAGCGGGCUGUUUUGGCAGCAAAAGGGGGACCAACACAAUAUUAGGCAGGUGGUCAUAAUGUUAUGCCUGUUCAGUGUAUACUGUGUAAAUAUCAUACACCAAUAUCCACUUUUGUAAAUAACAUGCUGUUCGGUGGUUAGUAGGAAGUUAGUGAUAUUUAUGUUUGUUCUGUUUCCUUUUGUUUUUUUUGUUUGUUUUUUUUUGGUUAGCUAUAGGGAGCGAUGGAAUUUUCUUUUCUUUUC